Molecule: messenger RNA, 336 nt
Organism: Dovyalis caffra
Lineage: Eukaryota; Viridiplantae; Streptophyta; Magnoliopsida; Malpighiales; Salicaceae
Source: the annotation of a GenBank genome assembly
AUGAUUUCCAAGGAAAUUUGCGUCAGUAGAUUUGUACAAAGCUGUGAUAGGUUCUUGGAAACAGCAAUCGCUUUCCACUCAGAAAAUAAGGAUGUGGUAUACUUGAGCUACCGUUACCACAUCAUCUCGUGCAACAUCCAAAGCGGAGAGCUGGAAGUAAUUGAUCAGAUUCCUUAUGCAUUCAUCUCUCCAAAACAGUCAAGCUCACUUGGUGGCCUACACCAGUUUCGAAGUGCACACGCCCACAGAAUGCCCAUCUCCAGUACUGAUGCAAUAAUUCUUAUUUUAUCUGAUCUCCCUAUACGUGGUGAAAAGUCGCAAUCUAUUGAGGAAUAA